GUCGAGUUGGAAGUUUAUAAAAAUUUGUUUAACUAAUGUGGCAGAAAUUCAGUAGGCCACAAGCGGUCCGACAAGGCAGACGUUGAUUCUCUGGCGCGGCAGUUGGAUGCGAGUCUUUUAACGGACAAUCCUGGUUCUCCUGGUGAAGAACGCGUACUGAAGGUAGAUCGCUAUCAGCUGUCGUAGAGGAAGAACGUAGAACGGUGAUAAGUGCUAGGUUUGUUCUAGGACGUGUACAUUUUCGAACCGGAAAUGCAUCGCAAGUGAUAUUUUGCAGUCAAGUGGUAAAAUAUUGUUAGUCUUGUGAGAAAGUUUCCCGACAACGACCCUUUAGGUCGUUUAGACCAUCCUCAACCGAACCCAGUUUGGGAGGUUUUCGACGAACCGCUGGAAAGAUAAAGUGCCGUAUCUGGUUGCACCUCAAGUGGAAGAAGUAAUUAAAAAAAAAACCGACUUGCGAAAGGAAAAACCGUUGUGAACAAAGCAGUAAGAGUAAUACCGACACACAAUAAGUGCCCAACUGUGUCCCGUCAUAAGAGUGUUUGGAUGUUAAGUGGUGCGUGGAGUUACAAUUAAGAGGAAAACGAGAGGGGAAAAAAGAACAGCAGGAGAAGUGUGUGUAGGAAGUAACCAUAAACUGGACCAGCCGACAUAACCGGAUAGACUUUCCUGCGGACGGAAAAGACAAGACGGACUGCAAGAUGAAGCUGUUCAUUGUGUUGAUUGCCGUGUUGGCAUUGUAUCAACGCGUUGAGGCGCAAAAUGCCACAUCAAAGGCGACAGACGCAGACAGUAGCGCUUCCGAAAAGGAGGAAGUUAAGGAAAAAGCUACCGAAGAAAAGACGAAAGAGACCACCAAUGUCGAUGCCCGCGGAAAGCGAAACUUGGAAUUGGGAAAUUAUGGUUACAACUACUACAAGACGGUUCCGUAUCGAGCGGAUCGUCGUAUUUCGAACGCCUACCAAGACUCCCGGCCACAAUACUAUACCAACUAUGUUCACCACCCACAGUCGCUAGUCGGACCUCCACAGUCCCACCAGUACCAUGGUUUCCAGAGUGAUGUCUCCAACUCCGUCAACAACUACCAGCCACUGCCCCCAUCGGGGCCACAUCACCAUCAUCCAGUCUACUUGGAAGCCCCAGAACCGAUCAUUGAAAUCAUCAUCAAGGAAAGCAAUGAAUCGACUCCAUACGAACAUCAGUCAGUUGUUCCUUCUCAGAAGAAGAAGAAGGAAGAAGUGCAAGUGUUCUACGUAAAGUACCACAAAGACGACAAGCAUGGAAUCGUGCUGGAUUCACCAGUUCCUGCUUUGAAACCACUGCCUGACGAGAGCGAAGAAGAAGUUGAUGAGAGCUCAUAUCACGAAGAGCCUAUCGUGGUUACGCCGAGUCCUCCACAGAAAACGACCACCCUCCGAGCUAUCAUUAACCCUGAUUCGGAAAAAUACCACAGCAACAGCGGUAUCCGCAUUUCAUUCGGUGUUGAAGACAAACAUCAGUCUGGACAUCAGAUCUCAGAAUCGGAAAGUGAAAGUGUUGCUCAGCCAGUCGUAGCUUUGCCGCAAGGACACGUUUUGCCUCAACUUCAGGCACAGACGCAACCACAGCAUCAGGUAGCUCAUCAGCAGCCCCAGCAGCAACAACCACAAGCCUACCAUCAGCAUCAUUCUAGUCAACAUAAGGCUGAUCAAUUCUACCAACAGCAUCAGCAGUUCCUUCAACAGAGAUCCUUCCCAACAGCAGCUCCGUUUGCUUCUCAACCUCAGUACCAUCAGCAACCUCCUCAACCUCAUCAAAACUUUGUCCAGAACUUCGGACCAUCUACUCCCGUUCCCCAAUACCGUGCUCAGCCCCAAUACCAAUUCCAACAGUUCCCCCCUCAAUCUCACCGAUUUCAACAAUUCGAUCAGAACAGGAACUACGUUCAACCCCAGCCACAACAACAAUUCAGAGGACCUGUUGCACAACCUCAGCAAUACGUACAGCAACCUCGCCAACAAGUACACUUCAAUGCCCCUGUAGCUCCACAACCCCAGCCUCAACCCCAAGCACAAUCUCAACCCCAAUUCUUCCCACAAUCUCAACAGCUUCGUCAACAGCAGCCUCAAGAGUACCAACAACAACAUGCUCAACCUAAACCCAUCCCAAUUCCUCUGCAUAACAUCAACAACCAACCUCCUCUAAGACAACAAUAUUCCCAAGCUCCUCAGCAAAAUCAAUUCAACCAACCCUUCAACAAUUUCCACAAGAACCAACAAACUCUCCAACCACCAAAGCCUUCUCUUCACAAUCUCCCUCCUCCGCCUCCACAGCAACCCCAACCCCAGCAAACCCGUUUCCAAGACAACAACUUCUCUUCUAACCGCGGUAACUUCAUUGAAAACCCUCGUCCUGUUCAAGGAGGACUUGUUCAGCAGGCAGCUCCCAACCUAAGCACCACCCGCACCCCGAACUAUCCUACAAAUGCCGCUGAUCAUCACAACAACCUCCGUAACAUUCUCCCGGCUGGUGGUGAACUCGUUCAAAGCGUUCCCAAGUACGAAUCCCACAUCACCGAGCACAUUAAGUCCGACGGUCAGAAGCAAAGCUUCCUUUCCACCCCCACCUUCAACAUCCAACCAUCCCAAGAACUAAUCAGCCACUCGGUAGCCCCACAAUACGAAAACACCAUCCCGAAGAACUACGGCCAAUCUAGUGCAGCUCCUCCUCUUCCAACUCCCCAGCAAUACAUUAGCAAACCCCUCCCCACGCCUCAGAUCAUCCCGAACUCCGAACCGAUCAACCAAAGCCUGCGGGUAGCCAACCAGGUCGCGCAGCUCAUUAAUGUUGCUCCGCGAAACAACUUCCAGCACCAGCAGCACCAACAGCAGCAGCAGCAACACUCUCAACCUCAAUCUACUCCUCAACCGCAGCGUCCUCAACCGGCCCACCAAACCAACUUCGUCUGGAACGGCGGUGCCACCUUCGCGUCCUCCCCCAAGCCUCAACAACAGUACCACUCGCAGCACCAGCAACAGCAAUCCCAGCCCACGUUUGGAACUCGCACGUCCUCAACAUUCUCCAGGACCACUCCUCUCCUCCCAACAACUCCCAGAACCACCACAACUCAGCGUCCAUCCACCACCUCGGCCCCGGUAGCCCCUGUCAACACGGAAAAGAAGCAGAAAGCCAUCCUCGACCUCCCCGACGAGGUCCCCGAUGACAUCCGUCAGCAUCUUCUGUCCUCCGGAAUCCUCGACAACGCCGACAUCAGCGUCCUCGACUACGACAAGCUGGGAGAAACCGCUCUGGAAAACCUGCCCCCAGAGCAUCUGGCUAACUUCUUCAGUUCCGGAGGUGCCUCGCAGAUUGCCGGUUCCAGCAACGUCGUCUCCGUCGUCAAGCCGAACGGCGAUAAGGUAGCCGAGAAGUUCAUCUCCAAAAACUACGACGUCAAAGACAAGCGCUCCAAGUACGACCUGCCAUCGUACGAAGAACAGCCUCAAAUCACCAUGCCAGAGAAGCAGAACGUUGACCUGAAGGUGGUGCGAUUCGACUCGUCCAGCCAGAAGAACGUCACCGAUCGGUACAUCAAGAACGAUUCCACCAUCUUGCCAUCGGUUGACGUCGCUGCGGAAGGAGCGAACACCGAGCAGAACGACCAGACCUACAACCGGUACCUGCCCCUCAAGAUCAACGGAGCGCAGUUCCCGAUUCCGGAUGCGGUCGAGCUACGUGGGCGUCGUAUUUCCAGCGUGGUCGUUCUCGCCCCGGUGGACAACAUCAUGCCGAACAAGAACUUUGUGAUCAAUGCCGAAGCGGAGGGAUCGGUGAUUUCGAACGAGGAUGACGACGGGGAACAGUCAUCUCGUUUUGAGCGGGAUACGCUGCUGGAUUCGCAGAAGGUCAAGUUCAUUGCCGGGGAAGCGCUGAAGCAGCUGAUCAAGAAGCCAUCGACGGAGAACUUCAAACGGUGGCUAGAACGCGAGGGCAAAACCGACAUCGAUCUGCAGAGCGUUGUGCUUCUCGUUACACGCAACGAGAACGACGACCAGGAGAUCUUCAUGUACGACAUUGCCACCAAGGGAGUGACCCACCUGAACGGUGAACUGUCCCAAGCAUUCGUCAAGGUGGCCGAAGAGAACGCCCAAACGCAGAACCUGGAGGAACUGCCCGUCGUCGACAGCGGAAUUGUGGAACAGAUGGGUGCCGCAGCUAAGGAAGAUCAACAGGGCGAGGAGUCCUCGUACGAGGAAGAGUUCGAACAGGAACAGGAGUCGGACGAACAGGCGGAUGCUUCCGAGCAGAAACCGAUCUACGUGUAUCCGAUCAACAGCAAGUACCGGAGGGUGCAGAUCAAUUCGGGGUACAGCAGUAUCAAGAACUAGGCGAACCUCCAAGUGCCAAUCCUCUGAGCCGUUAAUGACGUUGAUGUAAGAGAGAAAGAGAGAUGAUUGAUUGCGGCGUAGAAGAGCGUGUGCGGAAGCCAAUCAAACCCUUAUACAUAGUUCAAAUUUCUUCUUGUUUAGAGCUAGCUAGAGUAGCGAGUAGAGAACACAAAAGUUGGAUUUCCCCGCUGCCCGAUGAAUGCAAGUGCGUGUGAAUGCUUUUUAGGUUUUUUCUUAUAGUAAAUUUCUAUCUUUAAAGUAUUACAAACAACGAUUUCGACAUCGCUGCACGCUAAAACAAUGCCACUCAAAGCUUGAGUUUAACUUAUUCUGACAUCGACAAAUCUUUCGGUUUCUUACUCAUUUAAGUGAGCCAAGAAACAAUGAUUUAACGAUACACGAGUAAGAAUAACUCAGACUCUAAGCGGAAUCAGCGUGCAGCAAAAGUAACCGUGAAGGACACCUUCGCCCAGCGAAGCACCUUCACCCAAACAAACGAAAGUUAAGCAGACUAAAGAUUUUCUGUUUCUGGUUACAAAACAUCUUAUGUACAUAGAACCUAUCAAUAGGAAAAGCAAAAGUCUUCCUCGGGAGGGGAGCCAAUCUGUUCGAAAGUUGCCAGACAUAGAAUGUUAAACCAAUAAUUUCCGAGGAAAACCCGCGGGUUUCGGACCCACUAAAAUGUAAUUGUUAGCGAUGUAGUUCGAACGUUCUGUUAAGGCUUAACCACCAUAGAAGCAAUAGGAAGCAGAGUUUCAAACUCAAGCUGUUAGUUAGCAAGCAGCCGCAAAAUGACAACAAAGUCAGUAGGAUUAGUGUAGAAUGGCGAGCCAACAAAAAAGGGGAAGCUCAGUUGUAGGGUAGAUAAUUCUUGGAAUGAAAUCAAAAUUGUUGCGAACGAGAGUACCUAUUUAAUUAAAUUAUGAUAUGUUGUAAAAAUCUCUACCACAAACUCCUACAGGAACACUUACUUUAUGUUAUGAAACACUUUCAAAAUUAUCCGUGUCAAUUUGUGUCGCUCUUUUUUCGGGUACACUUUUUCUUAAUCCAACUUCAAAUCAUAUCCUUUAAGAAAUCAAAAUGACAUUUCAGCUCUAAGCCUUUUUCCAAGAUGCUCUGUAACUGCUAAAUCUUAUCUAAAUAAAUAAAUGAAUAUUGAUGCAAACAUUUCUGUAUGAUUUA
Messenger RNA from Aedes albopictus (Asian tiger mosquito), 5549 nucleotides. Its product is annotated as myb-like protein AA. The record is from RefSeq and is a predicted model, not a curated record. Bases 702 to 4367 code for a protein of 1221 amino acids. NCBI's taxonomy places the organism in Eukaryota, Metazoa, Arthropoda, Insecta, Diptera, Culicidae. The transcript is spliced from 5 exons.